Gopherus flavomarginatus (Mexican gopher tortoise) is the source of this 900-nucleotide messenger RNA. It is a transcript of the gene SPAG8, whose product is annotated as sperm associated antigen 8. Gene Ontology annotation, molecular function: microtubule binding. The coding region runs from base 103 to 870 and encodes 255 amino acids. The transcript is spliced from 7 exons. The record is from RefSeq and is a predicted model, not a curated record. Gene Ontology annotation, cellular component: nucleus; cytoplasm. Gene Ontology annotation, biological process: positive regulation of transcription by RNA polymerase II. NCBI's taxonomy places the organism in Eukaryota, Metazoa, Chordata, Testudines, Testudinidae.
GGGGGUCAUGGGUGGGGUCAGAGUUCGAGGGGAUCAAGGUUAGCUCUUCCAGAGCAAGCCGUGCUGCAUAGCCAGGGAGAGCUGCCAGGGAGCAAUGGAGAGAUGCCGCCCUGCCACAGAGAGCUAUCGCCCUGCGUGGCAGAGAUGCCUGGGGAAAUGCCACCCAGCAAGAUUGAGAUGGAGCCCUGUCUGGUUGAGCUGCCACCCAGCCAUGGAGAGCUGGGAAGCAGCCUUGGAGAGCUGCUGCCCUGCAUGGUCGAGAUGUCGCCCAGCAAGGCUGAGAUACCUGAGAAGCAACCAGGGCUUGUAUCCCGCGGGAAGUGCCUAGUCCAUAACUGGCAGGAGGAGAGAACCACAAACGAGCUGGAUCGAGUGCCGAGUCCGGAGCUGGGCAGUGAAGGCUUCUUCUACCGGCACGGGCACCGCGGGCUGCUCACUCUUCAGCUCCUCUCGCAGCUGGCCGACAGCACCACCAUGAAGGAUUCCUAUCGCAGGCCCCAGCGGACCGGGCUGCCUGUGAGAGGGCAGCGGGAGGCCAUGCUGGAGUUAAUGCUGUACCAGAAAUACAGGAGGGAGACCCUGACGGAGCUUUCCCCUCUGGCCGGGCCCAUGGAGUCGCUCUCCACCAGCCACCGGGACUACUGCCAGGAGGGCUUCCAGGCUGCACUGCUGCCCCCCACCAGGCCCCACGACUAUCGCCUGGAGCAGCCCCACACCUUCUGGCUGGAGAGCGCCCGCCAGCUGCCUGGCGUCUCCAACAUCCGUACCAGCGACACCCCCUUUCGGAGGAACGCAACCUUCACCACCCCGAUCAGCGACUACCUGGACCAGCCCUUGCCCUACGCCCCAGAGAACUACCCCAAACUUUAGGCCUCGCAGGGCAAUAAAGAGUGGACGGGA